AUAAUGUGUUCGGUACAACGUGCAUAAUGCCUUCUCUGUACAAACCUCCUGAUUUACCUAGGAUUGUCGAGAACAUAAAAUUUCAGCUGUGCAACGAGGGUGACUUAAAAAGAUUAAGUCAUGUUCAAGUUCUGAAGUGCCUGCUCUAUGCCGAAGGACAAAGCAACAGACGGGCCUUAGAUUACGGCCUUUUAGACCCAAGACUUGGAGCAAAUAAGAGAGAUGAAGUGUGCACUACUUGCGGCUUAGACUACCAGACAUGUAUUGGUCAUUGGGGGUACUUUGAUUUGCCGACGCCAAUAUAUCAUGUGGGAUAUACUUGGCAUAUAGUAAAAAUACUACAAACAAUCUGCAAAACCUGCUCACACGUUCUUCUCCCAGAGCAGCAACGUGCUAGGUUUCUGAUCAGCUGUUCUAACCCGAGUUUGGACUACGUACAUAAAAAACAACUUAGAAAGGCAAUACACAAAUUGUCUAGCAGGGUACAUGUCUGUCCAUUUUGCUCAGCACUAAAUGGUGUCGUCACGAAAGGUACUAGUCUUUCGUAUGUUGUUCAUGAUAUGUUUCGACACGCGAAAGCAAAAGUUGAUGAAUAUGUAAACGAGUUCGCAAACGUAAUUUCAGAAAAUACGGAGUUAACACAAAUUAUCCGUAAAGGUUUGGAAAUUAUACGACCCGGAAAGGCUCUGCAAUUGUUUUCGAAAAUUCCAGAAGAAGAUUUGCCGCUACUCCUUAUGCCUUCUAAUUCUCAGUGGACGACUCACCCACGAGACUUAAUUGUUCAGAGAGUGCCUGUCUGUCCGAGUGCAAUCAGACCAUCAGUUGUUUCGGAAGUUCGUAGUGGAACUAAUGAAGAUGACCUUACCCAAAUGUAUCAGUGGAUAUUAGCUCAAGCUGCAACAAUUGAAGAAGACAUCGGAGAGGCGGAUCAAAUCGCAUGCUUGGAUAACUUACAUGCUGAGUUUGCACGUCUAAUUAAUUCACAACAAUCAGGUUUGCCUCCCGUUCAAGAUCAUAAGUUUAUGCGUGGUUUACUUCAAAGGUUAGCUGGUAAACAUGGCCGAUUUCGUGGUAGCUUAUUGGGUAAACGAACAAAUUUCACUGCCAGAACUGUUAUUUCACCAGAUCCAAAUAUGCGAAUUGAUGAGGUAUGCAUCCCAGUUCAUUGUGCAAAGCUCCUAACAUAUCCUGAACGUGUGACUGAUUUCAACCUGAAUUUUCUUCGAUCUCUUAUACUAAACGGGCCAAAUAACUAUCCUGGUGCCAUGUUUGUUAGUUAUAAGCUACGCGGUGAGAGGAAACGUCAAGCUGAAGCAUCUGGUACAUCUGAUAUAGUGAAACGUUUCCUAGCAUCUGAACGCGCACGUGAAGAUGUAGCGAAAUAUUUACAACCAGGUGAUAUAGUUGAAAGACACUUAUUGGAUGAUGAUAUUGUAUUAUUUAACCGUCAACCUUCACUGCAUCGUGUAUCUAUUCAAGCAUUUAGAGCGGUUGUAAAACCUUUCCGAACUUUUCGUUUCAAUCCAUGCUGUUGUACACCAUUCAAUGCAGAUUUCGAUGGAGAUGAAAUGAAUAUACAUCUACCACAAACAGAAGCCGCUCGUGCAGAAGCAAAACAUCUUAUGUUGUCUCUCAAGAAUAUUGUUAGCCCUAAAAAUGGUGAACCGUUAAUUUCACCAAUUCAAGAUUUAAUCACUGCAACACAUUUGUUAACCUUGAAAGAUGUUUUCCUCAAUCGUGACCAAGCUUGUACUUUAGCAGCUCAACUACUGGCUGGUAACCAUUUAGGUCGACCUUUAGCUUUGCCAAAACCGGCUAUAAUGUGGCCUGUUGCUUUAUGGACUGGUAAACAGAUAUUUGGUCUCAUUCUCUCACCGCAUCCAUCCACUGGGAUACAGGUUAACCUUCGAGUACCGACCAAGUCUAUGUAUUCAUCAAAGGGUCAAGAAAUGUGUCCAAAUGAUGGUUUUGUUCUAAUUCAAAAUAGCGAGCUCCUUGCAGGAUGCGUAGAUAAAAAAUUACUUGGAGGUGGAAGCAAGUCAAGCAUAUUCUACACAUUACUUCGAGAUUAUGGGAGAGAAGCUUGUGCAGAUGCCAUGUGGCGUUUAGGAAGAAUUGCUUUGUUUUUCCUGGCACAUCGAGGUUUUUCGAUAGGACUUGGUGAAGUAAUGCCUAGCUCAGAUCUUGUCGCAUCUAAAACAGCAUUGAUUAGUCGUGGCUUUGCCACCUGUGAUGAGUAUAUCAAUCAAUAUCAGAUGAAUACACUAAUUUGCAAUCCAGGAUGUAGUAUGGAGGAUACACUUGAAUCUAAUUUAAGUCAAGAAUUGUCGAAAAUUCGUGAUGAAGCAGGAGCAGCUUGUAAACGUCAACUUCAUCCAUCAAACUCACCACUUGUUAUGGCUCAGUCAGGGUCAAAAGGUUCAUUUCUCAACAUAUCUCAAAUGAUUGCUUGUGUUGGCCAACAAGUAAUUGGUGGAAAACGAGUUCCGGAUGUUAUUAAUGGUCGCAGUCUUAUUCAUUUUCCUCCAGGAUCACGAACACCUGAAGCAAAAGGUUUUGUAGGAAAUAGUUUUUAUUCAGGUCUUUCACCAUCUGAGUUUUUUUUCCAUGCUAUGAGUGGCCGUGAGGGGUUGACGGAUACGGCUGUAAAAACUGCAGAUACAGGUUACAUGCAGCGGAGACUAGUCAAGUUUCUUGAAGAUUUGGCAGUUGCUUACGAUGAUACCGUACGUGAUAGUCGGGGCGAUAUAAUUCAAUUUCGUUACGGUUCCGAUGGCCUAGAUCCUUUAGAAAUGGAAACAGAUACAUUUCCUGUGAAUUUUGUCAAAGAAAUGGAACAUAUAAGGACUAGUUAUGAAUGCCCUCAUGAAGUUGCAAUGUCUGCUGAGGAGUUAGAACUAGCUGUGGAGGUUGUGUUUCAACUUGAUGCAUUUCGACAUUUAGAUAGUCAUUUAUGUUCAGCAAUCAAAGAAUUUAUACAUAAUUCAGUUUGCCCGAGAAUUCGUAAAUGGCAAGAUUGGUGUACAAAAAAUGCGAACGGGUCAAAUUUAAUCAAUCAAAAUGAACGUUUGACUAGAACACAACUACGUAUAUUUUUAACACAUGUUAAGGAGAAAUAUGAGAAGGCUUUAAUCGAACCGGGCACAGCUGUUGGUGCAUUGUGUGGUCAAUCUGUUGGUGAACCAGCUACGCAAAUGACUUUAAAAACGUUUCACUUUGCUGGUGUCGCUAGUAUGAACAUUACACAGGGUGUUCCACGUAUGCGUGAAAUUGUAAAUGCAGCAGCCAAAAUUAAAACACCAUUGAUAUGUGUUACUAUAACAGAUCCAUUCUCAGCAUCGUUAGCGCGUCAAGUGAAAUUGUCUAUUGAGCCAACACGAUUAGCUGACAUAUCAUUGUCAUUAAGCCAGUGUUUAACACCUGAAUAUGUGUAUGUUGCUAUAAAAUUAGAUAAAAAACGAAUGGCUAGACGAGGGAUUACAACACCUCAAGUUGCUACAGCUAUUCAAACAACUAAGCUAAGGAAGAUCAAAUUAUCGCGUGUAACUUAUUCAAAAGAUUGUAUAUUUGUAUAUCCAGUUGAUUUAAACGCAUUGGAAACAGUUGUCAAAUUAAUUGAAGAUGUUGUUGUCAAGGGCAUACCUGGUGUGUCUCGAGUUGUAAUUCAACAGGAUAAAGAUGAACAUAGAAUUUUCGUUGAAGGAGCUCGGUUACGUGAGGUGAUGUCCAUACCUGGCGUCGUAGCUGAACGUACACGAAGUAAUAAUAUUUUAGAAGUGGAAAAAGUACUGGGUGUAGAGGCUGCUCGACGUGUUGUUAUCGACGAAUUACUAACUGUUAUGGAAGGUCACGGUGUCGAAGUGAAUGUACGCCAUGUAAUGCUGUUGGCUGAUGUAAUGACUAAUAGGGUAAGUAAAUCUUUGUGUUGACAAAGCACUGAUAAUCAGCAAGUCCCAAAUCACUGUUUGUAUGUUCUGUUGCCUGAUGAUGUGUUUUUAGAUCAACAGAUAUUUUUUUGUCAAUCUGGCUACCAUUAUCAAUUUAUUUUGAUGGUUAAGGCGGAAUGUUUCUUUCAUCAAAGCAAAUUCCAUGUGUCAUUAAAAAAUAAUAACAGUAGCAGUGAUGAUGAUAAUUUCUUAAACAAACAAAUGCAGGAAAAUGUUAUCCUAUUGUUGCUAGUCUGACGUUGAUCUGUUGAUGAUUUCAAUGAAAAGUGUUGGGAAUGAGGCAGUUACCCACUGAAGACAAUGGAUCGUAGUCACGCGAAAUCAUGGAUUGACCGAACUGUAAUCAUAAGAAACAUGAAGCCAAGAUCAAGUCAGUUGAGCGCAAAACGUUGAUCGAAAAAAAGACAGAGUAGAAGGUAAUGAUUUUGGAAAAGCGAAAGAUUUACACCAUAGUCGAAGAAGAAGUUGGAUAAGUUUCUGUUGUAUACAUUGUUCUGGUUUUUAUAAAUAUAUAGCUAAUGCUUCGGUAAUGCUAAAAAGGCAUCUUCCUACUCACCUAGUAGUUGAAUUUGGACACGGAGUUUAUUUUAAUUGAGUGACCUGUUUUCAAUUAUGGAACUUUUUGCGAUCCAUUUCCUCCUUUUUUCAGCUAGGCCAUAUCAGUGGAUAUCCAUUUUCGGAAAUUAAUUUUCCCUAGGAGGUCCAAUUCAUUACCGAAGAUAUCAUGAUUGCGAAUUGUUUGUAUUCGUAUAACAAGGGAUAUGAUGCAGUUUAACAACUGUUGUUGGUCGAGAAAAUUCACACGCACAAUUGAGAAUAGACAAACAUUCGCUUUCUCAAUGCUAAAGCGAUACGAAAACCAAAAGGAACUUUCAAAAGUCCUUAAUAAUAAGAGGAGAAACUUGAUAUAAUCGCUUGCUACACAAGUGCGAAUAAUUUUGCGACCCAGGUGUCACAGAUGGAUGUAUUAAAUCAUUAGUCAUCAUAAGCACAAAAG
Messenger RNA from Schistosoma turkestanicum, 4944 nucleotides. Lineage: Eukaryota; Metazoa; Platyhelminthes; Trematoda; Strigeidida; Schistosomatidae. The record is from the annotation of a GenBank genome assembly.